AUGGCCAAUCAUAACUUCCCAUUAUUUAUCUUACGGUUUUUCCCACUCUUUGUGAUCAGUAGUUUGUCACUGAUGAACAGCCAGACAAUUCUUGUUGAAGCCCGGCAACUCCUGGAGGUAACAUUGCCUGAGCUUCCCAAGCCUGAAUUGCCUAAGUUGCCACCACUGCCUGAAUUCCCAAAACCUGAACUGCCAGAAUUUGAAAUACCAAAACUGCCUGAAUUGCCACCUUUUCUUCAUUUUCCUGAGCUGCCUAAGCCCGCAUUGCCAACUAUUCCCAGCGGCAUCAACCCAUCUCACUCAACUACUAAAGCUGUAAGAGAACUGCAAGAGAGUGAGAGGUAUGCCACCCCUUCCCAAAACCAACGAGGCACUUGCCGUGUGCAUCUCAUAUCCUCUGCUCAAGACGCUUGCUCAAGUCCAGAUCCUCCAUACUCCCUUAUUGGCCUUCCAGUUUUCCCUCUGAUCGAUGCUGAUGUUACCCAGGACAUUGCAGAUGAUGGCAUGUACUUCACUCUCGAAGCGAAGGAGGAAUUUCAAGUCCCUAUUGUCUUGUUUUGGACUUCAAGUGCCUAUGCUUUUUUGCGAAAACUCUGCUUUCUCUCAAAGCCAUUGCUAACCAUCUCCACAGCUAUGGCUUAUCGUCACUUCCCAUCAUCCAUUUUACCACUUAUGGUGAUUAGUAUGUCAUUGAUGAACAGCCAGACAAUUCUGGUAGAGGCACGCCAACUCCUGGAGGCAUCAUUGCCUGAGCUUUCAAAGCCUGAACUUCCUGAACUUCCCAAACCUGAAUUGCCUGAGCUUCCUAAGCCUGAAUUCCCUGAAUUGCCACCAAAACCUGAAUUGCCAAAGUUUGAAGUGCCUCAACUGCCUGAAUUGCCAACUUUUCCCCAUUUGCCUGAGCUGCCUAAGCCCACAUUGCCAACUAUUCCUAAGUACAUCAACCAAUCUCACUCAACUGCUAGUCCUUGA
Messenger RNA from Populus nigra (black poplar), 972 nucleotides. RefSeq names its product protein PELPK1-like. NCBI's taxonomy places the organism in Eukaryota, Viridiplantae, Streptophyta, Magnoliopsida, Malpighiales, Salicaceae. Bases 1 to 972 code for a protein of 323 amino acids. The transcript has 5 exons. The record is from RefSeq and is a predicted model, not a curated record.